GGUGGGAGUGAGCGUGGGAGGAGUGAGUGUAGGAGUGAGCGUGGGAGUGAUGAAGUGAUAAUUUCUUACAAUGAUUGAUUAUGUAUGUACCUUUACAUACAAAUUACUAUGUAGUGGUACUUAUAGCCUACAUAUUGCGAAACCCCGCACCUUGAGCGAAGCGAAAAAUUGGUCACGACGAUUACUGAGUACAUUCCCCAUCAUCACACAUGAGAAGGCACGGCGACCGCAAGCGUACCGUCACUUUUGUCACAUUUUUGUCAGCUUUAGCGUUACUCAGAUCUGCGAGGUUGUGAACCAGUGGUGAAUCGGUGGUACUCGGUAAUCAUCCAGUGACCCAGUGAUCUGAAUGGGCUGAAUGGAACCGCUGGGGGUAGAUGUGUGCGACGGGGUUACUCCAUCACACAACCUCCAAACAUGCGAGGCAGGUACACAGAUGACCUGUCUCCCACCGCAACCCACCAAACCAACACCAACCCACCACAAAAACUGCCUGCAGCUGUCCUUUUGCUGUUGCUGCGAGGGAGGGGGCAUCAGAUGUGCUCACCCGGGUGUGAGAAGGGAUGAAGUGGCGGUGACGUGACGGCGUCGCACAUCGCCGUGACUAUCUUACCGCCGCACGAGCAAACGAAGCUCCCGCCGACGCUGGCAGAGUAUCAGAGUUGCUGCACGGCAUCCAAUCGGACUCGCCAUUCCCCCGUUGCCUCAGCUCGUCGCCCAGGUACUUACCUCGUCCUAUAACAGACGGUGAUAUGGCGACGACAGAUGGCUCCAAUCGCGAGCCCGCAAUCAGAACUAUACUAUCCUUGCGCCUUCGGGCAGCCGGCUGCGCUGAUUCCCGGUCCCCAACGAACAAUUCCAUUCCGCGCCCUGCGCCGGGCGGUGGUGAGCUUGCUGCGGAGCCACGACGCAGCUUGGUGCAGGCGGGUCCCGAGUUGAGGGGAGGCAGAGGCAAGCACUUCUGCACGCACUUCUGCAAGCACAACCACAACCACAAGCACAACCACAAGCACGAAAAAGGUUUCUUUGCGGCCGAGGCAAAUUCCGAAUGUGAUGGCUUCGUUUCGUACGAGUACCCACGAAACAGCCACGUAUGGGGUCGUAAGCCAGCCAACCAGCGGACCAGAAGCACAGAAAGCACCCAGAAGCACAGAAAGCACGGGCGCCACGAGUUUAGAGGGCGAUGUUCUGCACCACACCGCAUCCUGAGUGCUUCCUGCACAGGCAACAGGUACGCUGAUCGUUGCCUUGACUACUCCUUGUCGGGACAUGGGUCAGGCAUCCCCAGUUAUCCCGACUUCUUGGUCAUGCCCCGCGGUCAUGUGCGCCUCACUGACCCCAGUUGCAUUGGCUGCAUCUUGCUGACGGGGUUGUUGUUGUUGUUGUUGUCGUUGUUGUUGUUGUUGUUGUUGUUGUUGUUGUUGUCGUUGUUGUUGUUGUUGUCGUCGUCGUUGUUGUUGUUGUUGUUGUUGUUGUUCUUUAAAAUGACGAGUAUACGAGCGAGCCUGACUCUACCGGAAAUAAUAGUACGUACCAAAGUAUCAACCCCGCCAACCUCUUUUUCAUUACAAAACCCCAGAUUUACUGGUCAGUUGGCAUUGAGCCCUCCUACCAUCCUACCAAGUCUUCGGUGUGCGAGGUUGUGUCGUGCUGCCCCAUCGCGCUAAGUUACCCACGUCAUAGC
Pseudogymnoascus destructans is the source of this 1684-nucleotide messenger RNA. RefSeq lists its product as uncharacterized. NCBI's taxonomy places the organism in Eukaryota, Fungi, Ascomycota, Leotiomycetes, Thelebolales, Thelebolaceae. The coding region runs from base 753 to 1667 and encodes 304 amino acids. The transcript has a single exon. The record is from RefSeq and is a predicted model, not a curated record.